This is a messenger RNA of Paramecium sonneborni, 756 nucleotides long. The record is from the annotation of a GenBank genome assembly. Lineage: Eukaryota; Ciliophora; Oligohymenophorea; Peniculida; Parameciidae.
AAAAAAAUUAUCGUUUUAAUGAAUAAUAGCUUUUCAGCUGAAGGUCAAACUUAUUAGAUUAGAACUGUGACAACAAGUUAGAAUGUUUAGAGAACAGGUAAUGUAGAAUUUCAGGAUGCUGUAUAGAGAUAUGAAUAACGAAGAUCAUCAAGACCAAGAUAAACAUAAAAUAAUUAAUAAACAACAGUAAUCAAUUCAAAAUAUGUAUAAAUGGAAAAUGAGGGAAGAAAUAGUAAUUAUGACUUAGAAAAUUCAAGAUAAUCUUAGAGAGUUGUAGAGAAAUAUUAAAUAAAUAAUCAGAAUAGUCAAUAUGAAGUGAAUAGAUCAAGUGUUAAAGAAGUUAUGGAUAAAUAUAGAAGAGGACGUGGUAAUUUUUAUUGAAUAUAUAUAGGAACCACUACAUCUUAAUUAUAAACAACAGAAGUUAAAUACUCAGCUAUUCCUUAACCAUAAUAUGAGUAGUUUCAAUAAAAAGAAACAAUUUUUGAAGGCAGAAACAGUAGAUAUGUUGAAGAAUAAGACUAUUCAUAGGAUAAAUAAGUGACAUUAAAUUAUAAUACUAUUUAAAGUACUGUGAUUUAUAUAUAUAUAGCUAAGUAAUAAGUGUAUGAAGUAGAUUAUGAAUAAAUUAAAGAAGAUUGUUAGAUAAGUGACAUUUACAAAAGACCUGAACGAGAAGAUGAUGAAUAAAUAGAUUUAUUAGAUAGUGAUUAUGUUUCUUGCAAAAUAUUUUGAAAUUAAAUAAAUUAUUUAUAU